AUGUUCCCGCCAUCAUCACAAGACUACAAUGGAGUCCAGAAUGCAAAUAUCUAUGGUCAGAUGCAAGCCAAUGGACCGCAAAUCCAAUCCAAGCCUAUUGACCAGACCGAUAUGUCACAGAAAAUGCAGAGUAUGAAUAUAAAUGGCCCGCAAGGUUUUCAAUCUAUCCCACCUACUCAAUUGCCUCCUGGGCAGCUUCCUCCUGGCCAGUUUCCCCCUGGAAAUUACCCUCCUACAUCUAAUUUUGCGCCAGGGCAACUUCCACCUGGACAGCGACCACCAAGUAUGCCCAGUAGACCACCGGUAAGUGGAGCUCCUCAAAUGCAACCAAUGGGCCAGACACACCAAAUGCCCCCAAUGUCAUCAUCGGGGGGUCCUUCAGGUUUCGGACAGAUGCCUCCUCAAAGUCAAACACCCAAUAUGGAACAGUCGAGGCAGUUUCAACCUCCAACGUCGGUGUCUUCUCAACAGCGUCCACCUUCACAGUCUAGUCAACCAAUGCCUCCUAUGGGCCAGCAUCCACCUGGUCAGGCGCCGCCUAUGUCACAGUCGGGUCCGAAUCCCCAGCCAGGAAUGGGUAGAUCAGGAAUGCCGCCACAAGCAGGUCAGCUACCUAAACAACAGCCUCAACAGCUUCAAAUGGGAGGACCACCCAAUUCUUCUGGACAGCCAGGCUUACCUCAAGGAACCUCUCAACAAAUGAACAUGCCACCACAAUCGCAGUCAAAUUUUAUGCAACAACCUGGUAUGCCUUCGCAAGCUAAACCUGGAUUUCCUGGACAAGCCAGUGUCCCUGGUCAAAGUGGUCAAAUGAUAGGUCAGACGGGUGCACCAACACAGCCUGGUAUGAUGUCAGGACAACUAGGUAUGCCGCCUCAGCAAGCUGGCCAAUCGCCGCAUUCAAGUCAAUUCGCUGGAAAAGUAUCGUCACAACCAGGAAUGCCUCCGCAACCAGGGCCUCCUGGCCAACAGAUAUCUGGUCAACCUGGUAUACCGCUACAGUCUUUACAACCCGGUAUGCCCCAACAAUCUUCACAGCCUGGAAUGCCGCCACAACCUCGACUAGGUCAACCCGGAUUACCACCACAACCUGGUCCAAUGCUUGGGCAGCCAGGAAAUACAGGCUCCCAUUCGCAUAUGAGUCAACCUGGUCUACCACCCCAGCCGGGGCCAAUGAGCCAGCCAGGAUUUCCACCGCAACCAGGACAACACGGACAACCGCCACAGCAAGGACUUCCGCCUCAGCAGCCUGGUUUUCCGCCACAACCUACACAAUUCCCACCACAACAGCAACAGCCAAUGCCUGGUCUUCCACAUAUGCCACCCCCGUUAUCGCAACAAAAGCAACAAUAUCCAGGGAUGCCAGCGAACCAGCCAGGGUAUGGCGCUCAGCCUGGACAACAGCCGGGCGGACAAUUUUCUGGUAUGCCCCCUAUGCCAGGGCAGCUUCCGCCUCAACCAAUGCCAGGCCAACAGCAGCGCGGCUUUCAGCAGCCAUCAUCAGGGUAUCCUCCGCAAUAUCAGCCUCAGUUCCCUGGACAACAACCUCCCUACCCUGGCCAACAGUAUCAGCAGCCUGAACAGAAACGACUUGAUCCUGAACAGAUGCCUAGUCCAAUUCAAGUUAUGGCCCAAGAUCAAGAGAACCGUGGCGGUGUCUUCGUGACUAAUGAAAAGGGCCUUGUACCUCCACUAGCCACCACCGAUUUUGUUGUUGAUGACAAAGGAAAUGCCAGUCCUCGCUACAUCCGGAGUUCUAUGUACACGGUGCCUGUUACAGCUGACCUGCUCAAGCAAACUUCAAUGCCCUUCUGCUUAGUUAUAUCUCCAAUGGCAGAGACUAUAGGCUCGGAGCUAGAACCUCCACUCAUUGACUUCGCCGCCCUAACGGGGUCACCUACCAUGGGCCCGGUCAGGUGUUCUCGCUGCAAGGCCUACAUGUGUCCUAGCAUGAAAUUCGUAGAUGCUGGUAGACAUUUCAAGUGUGCUUUUUGCAAAGCUACUACAGAGGUGCCUAUGGAGUAUACUCAAUAUAUAAACAGUACACAACAAUACGGAAGAGUGCCGGCUGAGAUGGCGCUCGGAGCGUAUGAGAUUGUCGCGACGAAGGAGUAUUGCAGGAACAACACACUGCCCAAUCCACCGGCCAUAGUAUUUGUUAUUGACGUUUCGUAUAACGCGAUUAAGAGUGGACUCGUGCAGACGGUGUGUGACAAUAUUUUAGAAAUUGUAGAGUCGUUGCCCAAAGAUGAAGUAACGGGCAAGAGUUGGACGCGCGUUGGGUUCAUCACUUACAGCUCAACAGUUCACUUCUACAAUAUCAAGGGUACACUGACGCAGCCGCAGAUGCUGUCGGUGGGUGACGUCGGCGACAUGUUCGUGCCGCUACUAGAGGGGUUCCUGGUGCGGCCCGAGGACUCGGGGCCCGUGCUGACUGCGCUGCUACAACAGCUGCCGGUCAUGUUCCAGGACAACAAGGAGACUGAGACCAUCUUGUUGCCAGCCUGUCAGGCUGGUUUAGAAGCUUUAAAGGCUGCGGACACGUCAGGUCAACUGAUAGUCUUCCACACGACGAUACCUUCCUACAACGCGCCAGGGAAGCUAAUCAACAGGGAAGACAGGAAACUGCUCGGCACGGAAAAGGAGAAGCAGAUAUUGUCGCCCCAAACGACGGCGUACAACGAGCUGGGCCAGCUGUGCUCGGCGGCCGGCGUGUGCGUGGAGCUGUUCGUGUGCAACAACGCCUACGUGGACUGCGCCACGCUCGGCCAGCUGCCGCGCCUCACCGGCGGACAGCUGCACAAGUACACCUACUUCACGGCGGAGCUGGACGGCCCGCGGCUCAUGUGGGACGUGCGGCGCGCGCUCACGCGGCCCACGGCGCACGACGCCGUCAUGCGCGUGCGCACGUCUACGGGCGUGCGCCCCACCGACUUCUACGGCCACCUCUUCAUGUCCAACACCACCGACGUCGAGCUCGCCGCCAUCGAUGCGGAUAAAGCGAUCGGUAUUGAAAUCAAACACGACGACAAGCUGACCGCCGAGGACGGGGUGUACAUCCAGGCCGCGCUGCUGUACACGCACCGGAGCGGCCAGAGGCGGCUGCGAGUUAUCAACCUGGCGCUCAACGUGGCUCAUCAGCUCGCCGACGUUUAUCGGAGUAUGGAACUAGACACCUGUAUCAAUUUCCUUACCAAGCAAGCCGUGUGGGCGCUGCGCGAGUCGGCCCCGCGCGCGGUGCGCGAGGCGCUGUCCACUCGCUGCGCGCGCUCGCUGGCGGCCUACCGCCGGCACUGCGCCUCGCCGUCGUCGGCCGGCCAGCUCGUGCUGCCCGAGCCCAUGAAGCUGCUGCCGCUGUACACCAACUGCGUGCUGCGCUCGGACGCCGUGGCGGGCGGCCCCGACCUGACGUGCGACGACCGCUCGUGCGCCAUGUACCGCGCGCUCACGGCCGACGUGGCGCAGUCCGUGGUGUACACGUACCCGCGCCUGCUGCCGCUGGCUCGCCUCGCCGACGCGCCCGCGCAGCGCCUGCAGCCGCUGCGCGCCUCCAUCGACAAGAUCAACGAGCAGGGGGUCUACCUGCUAGAGAACGGCGUACACAUGCUGCUGUGGGUGGGGUCUCAAGCGUCUCCAGACUUCGUGCGCGACGUGUUCGGCGUGUCGUCCCCGCAGCAGAUCGACACUGCGGUGUGCGAGCUGGCCGCGCUCGACACGCCCACCAGCGCCGCCGUGCGCGCGCUCGUGGAGGACACGCGCGCCAAGCGCCGCACCGCCAUGCGGCUGAUGGUAGUGGUGCAGCAGGGUAAGGGCGAGGCGGAGUUCCGCGCGCUGCUGGUGGAGGACGCGGGGGCGGGCGGCGCGCCCUCCUACACGGAACACCUCAUGGCCGUACACAAGGCCGUGCUCACAAUGAUCUAA
This is a messenger RNA of Arctia plantaginis, 3921 nucleotides long. NCBI's taxonomy places the organism in Eukaryota, Metazoa, Arthropoda, Insecta, Lepidoptera, Erebidae. The record is from the annotation of a GenBank genome assembly.